AUGGAGGAGCUGAGCGAGGCGCUGGCGACCCGUGUCGCCGUCGUGGCGGUGCCCAACAGCCCCGCGGCGCCGCACCCGCGCUUCGCCGCCUACAAGGCCCGCGGGCGCGGCCCGGGGCAGGCCGAGCGCCGCCAGCGCCUCCUCCGCCUCCAGCGAGCGAGGCGGCUGGACUAUGUGAACCACGCCAGGAGACUGGCAGAGGAUGACUGGGCAGGGGUUGAGAGCGAGGAUGAAGAGGAGGAGGAGAGAGAUGCAAAUGAGGAGGAGAUGGAUGUGGAUGUUCCUAGGAAGCUGCCCAAGCGCUAUGCCAAUCAGCUGAUGCUGUCUGAGUGGCUGGUAGAUGUCCCCUUGGAUCUGGAGCAAGAGUGGAUUGUAGUGGUGUGUCCCAUAGGGAGACGGGCACUAGUCGUGGCAUCCAAGGGCUCAACAGCAGCUUAUACCAAGAGCGGAUUCUGUGUCAACAGGUUCCCAUCUCUGCUACCGGGGGGGAACCGGCACAAUUCACUGAGUGAGAAAGUUUACAGCAUCCUGGACUGCAUCUACAAUGAGGCAAAGCAGACGUACUAUAUCCUCGAUGUGAUGUGCUGGAGGGGACACCCUGUUUAUGACUGCCAGACUGACUUCAGAUUCUUCUGGCUCCUUUCAAAGAUCCAAGAGGAGGAAGGGCUAGGAGAGAAAAGCAGGAUUAAUCCAUUCAAAUUUGUGGCCCUGCAGAAUUUCCCCUGCACCUCAGAGAGCCUGUGUAAGGUGCUAGCUACGGACUACCCAUUCGAGGUUGACGGACUUCUCUUCUACCACAAGCAAACCCACUACACACCCGGCAGUACCCCGCUGGUGGGCUGGCUCCGGCCAUACAUGGUUCCCGACAUCCUCGGGCUCACUGUGCCUGUGACUUCGCUCACUGCCAAACCAGACUAUGCUGGGCAUCAGCUCCAGCAGAUCAUGGAACACAAGAAGAAUAAAAAGUUGGCAGCGGGAAAGAGUCACCUGAGUAACAAGGAGGCCGCUGAGAAUGGAUGUUACGAGUUGGAACACUUGUCUACCCCUCAGCCAGCAAACUCUCCUGAGGGCCAGGAUGAAGCAGUGAGCCAGAUGGAGAAUUAGGUUACUGUAACAGACUGGCUGGGUAAGGAGAAAGCGAGGGGUUACCUGGCUUCCCCAAGUCUCACUGUCACUUGUGCCCCCUGAGAAGGGGGGAGGGCAAGGGUAAUUAUUGGAUGGCUUUGUUUAAAGGGCCUGAAAGUGGAAUGUUUUACUCCUGAGGAUUUUUUGUUUGAUUGUUUGUUUUGUUUUUGCUAAGGUGCUCACUUCGGUGGGGGGCUUCAACAGGAUUGUCUGGUUCUUUGCUGAGGCAGUUGUCUGUUGUCUGUUGGGGGGGGAAUAACCUGUCCAAACUGCAGGGCUCUUGGUUUAGCUCCUGGCCCUGUUUCUGUUAGUCUUUGGCAAAACUCCAGCCCCGGAACAGUGCUCAGAGCUUGUAGAUGCAGAUCCUGCUUAUAACCUGAGCACCAAAUACAGACACUCCUCCUCAGGCCAGGAAGUUUGGGGCAUUCCAGCCUUUGAUCCAGCUGUUUACACUGAAGCCUUUUCAAUGAGAGUUUUGUGGUCAGUCUGCUUCUAGUAGCAGACUUAUUUUUUUAAUGACUGCUUUGCAACAGACUUCUGUAAUCUGAAGGCUCUGCUUUCCACACCCACGUGUUACUGAGAAACUGAAUUUCCUUGCAUCGGAACUGGCCCCUGCCUCCCAGUAUAGCUUUGUGCAGAACCAACACAGAGCUCUGUUCUCUGGGCCCUUCUCAGCAGGGGAAGAAAGGAAUAACUCGGUUCUUGACGUUAGCAUCAAUGGUGCCAAAUAAAAGGUUUCUCAGAAA
Messenger RNA from Rhea pennata, 1871 nucleotides. RefSeq names its product snurportin 1 (gene SNUPN). Gene Ontology annotation, cellular component: nucleus; cytoplasm. NCBI's taxonomy places the organism in Eukaryota, Metazoa, Chordata, Aves, Rheiformes, Rheidae. Gene Ontology annotation, molecular function: nuclear import signal receptor activity; protein binding. Gene Ontology annotation, biological process: protein import into nucleus; snRNA import into nucleus. The record is from RefSeq and is a predicted model, not a curated record. The transcript has 8 exons. The coding region runs from base 1 to 1104 and encodes 367 amino acids.